AUGUCUCUCGGCAGAUAUGCCUAUAGGCAUACUAUUCAGUCUUCCUCCAAUUGUUUAAUUGACCACGUAUGGAUCAGUGAAGAUUUUCUCUCUUGUACAUUCCGACGAUUCGCAAACGGCCAACGACGUUAUGAGAGCCGAGUGCCAGGCCCAUUGGAGGCGAGAAGGCGUCUGGCUAAGCGCAAGAAUGCGGCUCUUGCUGGUAUAGCUGGGUCUGGGCCUUUGGAUGAUAUUGCCUGCUUAUUUGGGCGCAAUGGACGGGAACAUAUGAAGUGGAGUGAUGGUCAAGUGGGAAGGAUAACCCCGGAGACUCAAAGUUCUGAAUUUUAUCGACAGUCUUCGUCCGCUUCCCCUCUACCAUUUUACAGUCGGAAUAACGAACUGAGCGAGUCCUAUGACCAAUCUCAUCGGCGACAAGUUCUGGGAACAGUGGAAGAGCGCCCUGGCAAGAAUUAUUUAAAAGAGUACUUAGGCAAUUGCUAUACUGUGGCUCAUUUGAAGGAUGUUCUUCGAGAACUGGGCAUUGACCCUAGGCGAGACCCAACUUAUAGUCGAUUGGCAUUCGAGCACUUCUUGUCGAACUCGACUCUUGGAGAAUCUUCUGAGGCAGAAAUUAUUAGGUUUCUAGAUGACCCACACUUGAAUAUCCGAGGAGCGGGGAAUUAUUUAAGUGCAGUCCAGCGUAUGGUUUUUAAUCGAACGAAUUUCACUAAGAGCCCUGCUCUUCUGGAUACGGUUAUCCGAGCCCUUCAAAUUGGGCUGAUUUUGCCCGACGAGAUCUUGGGCAUAAUACAUACUCUACCGAAGAAAAUUGGCCAUGAUAAUAUGAUUAGGGAACGGGGGGAACGGAACUUAAGUUUUCUCGACUUUUUCAACAGAGAAAUGUGGAAUGCGAUUGGACGAUGCGAUGUUUAUGGGCAUAGGGAUUUGGACGAGGGAAUAUUGGAUGCAUGGCUAGGGGUUCUUAUGGAAAGGAAGACGGACGAUGCACUAAUCCUAGCGAAAGACAUUGUAACCGCAACUCAAGGUCAGAAUCCAGCUAUCUGCUCCUGGGUACCUUUACUUAUUACAAGAUGGCUGGAACUAUCGAAUCGAUUUUGUCCCGCCGAAGAUAAUGCUUUUGUUGGCGAUCUCAUGAGACACUCCUCUCCAGAUGCCGCAUCACAGCACAUAAUUGGGGCGACUGAGUUUUUGGUGUCUUCCACGAAGAGAAAUGCGCUUGAGAGAUGGCGGGACUGUCUAUGCUGCCUACAGGAUGUUGCAUCAUUCGUCUCCUCGCCGGUUUGGACCAACCUAGGGACUGCUACGGAGCCGGAUAACUCUGGAUUUUCGUCGCAGCACCGUAUCAUUUUGCGUUUAUGGGUGCUACGGUCGCUCAGUAAAAGUCUCCCCGAAGGACCACUUUGGAGGCCAGCCCCGCGGACGACAGACCGUCCCAUUCUCGAUCUUUUAAGUCUAUAUGAAACGAUCAGAGAAGAUGCUAGCUCAGACAACUUUCUGAGUAGCAUGAGAAAAGAAAUUCAUGAUUUGGAUAUACCGUUCAACGGCUUGACAAUGCUCGCUGUUGACUUAAAAUAUGGAAAAGGCAUGACUAGAGCGACUCGAGGGAUGCUGCAGAAAUUGGAAUCCUCAAAGGUCUCUUUGGCAGACAUUUUUGCAGACCUUACAGCUUACAACGCUGCCACUCCCCAUUUAUUUUCAGCAUUGGAGAAAAUGGUCCGGCAAAUUGACAUUACCAGUCCUUCAUUCAUCGAUCAUAUGGUUGAUAUUGCAAGGAAUGGCGACUCUAAGAGAGUUUGGACAUUAAUCCGCCUCAUUCGCUGCCACACACCCCUGAAGAUUGCACUGUCGAAGGCAUGGCAUGGGAUCCCAGAACCGUCCAAAAGAGCACUUGUGCGCUACUAUCCGGAGGCUCGAAGCGCUGACUGCCCUGAUCCGCAUGCCGCAUUAGAGAUGAUUCAUUCGCUAGCAAUCUCCCUCUCAUGUUCGAAGAACCUGAGUCCACGUCGAGCCUACUCCUUGAUCCAUUGGCUCUAUGUUUUCCUAUUGAAGCACGGUGCCCCGGUGAAACCCGUGAUCGUGCGAGCGAUGUACCAUGCUGGGGUUAUACGAUACCGACAGGAAGGUUUACAUGUCUCGCGGACGCAGUAUACCUAUAUCAUGGAUUGCGUGAAAAAAGCCGAGGAUCCUCAGCUGGUGGCAGUCCUCACGGGUGGGUCGCAGGUAGGCAUAACACAUCAAGGGUCGAACCAGCUGGAGGAUGAGUAUAUAUAUGUAUAA
Aspergillus tanneri is the source of this 2280-nucleotide messenger RNA. RefSeq lists its product as uncharacterized. Bases 1 to 2280 code for a protein of 759 amino acids. The record is from RefSeq and is a predicted model, not a curated record. The transcript is spliced from 2 exons. NCBI's taxonomy places the organism in Eukaryota, Fungi, Ascomycota, Eurotiomycetes, Eurotiales, Aspergillaceae.